GAGGCCCGCUUCUCAUAUAAACCCCCACCUGGCCGUUUCUCCUAGCAGGCCUAUUUUCACUACUGUGCUGAUCUGAUCUGAGAAAAGAAAACAAAAAUGUCUGGAAGAGGAAAGGGAGGCAAAGGGCUAGGAAAGGGGGGAGCGAAGAGGCACAGGAAGGUGUUGAGAGAUAACAUUCAGGGCAUCACUAAACCCGCCAUUCGCAGGCUUGCUCGUAGAGGAGGUGUCAAGCGUAUCAGUGGUCUCAUCUAUGAAGAAACCAGAGGCGUUCUCAAGAUCUUCCUUGAAAACGUGAUUCGCGACGCUGUUACUUAUACCGAACAUGCUCGAAGAAAGACCGUAACUGCCAUGGAUGUCGUCUAUGCUCUCAAGAGGCAGGGUCGUACCCUCUAUGGCUUUGGCGGCUGAUUUUGUGUUUUUCUUUCUUCCAUGUUAGAUUUAUGAUUCUGUUUCGAUUUUAAAUCAUUUCAGUUGUAAAUCAAGUGGAUGAUUUGAGUCUUUUAUCAAUUUGUUUCAAAAGGGUUUGGUUUACUAGCCUUUGUUUAACAAAUGCUAAGCCUAUAUGUGCAAAUUAUUAUUGAAAGAUCAGUUACAAAUCAGUUUAAUCUAAAUGGACAUCUCUGUUUUUGUU
Molecule: messenger RNA, 631 nt
Organism: Jatropha curcas
Lineage: Eukaryota; Viridiplantae; Streptophyta; Magnoliopsida; Malpighiales; Euphorbiaceae
Product: histone H4
Cellular component (GO): nucleosome
Molecular function (GO): structural constituent of chromatin; DNA binding; protein heterodimerization activity
Source: RefSeq, a predicted model, not a curated record